Molecule: messenger RNA, 2983 nt
Organism: Pygocentrus nattereri (red-bellied piranha)
Lineage: Eukaryota; Metazoa; Chordata; Actinopteri; Characiformes; Serrasalmidae
Gene: mpp3a
Product: membrane protein, palmitoylated 3a (MAGUK p55 subfamily member 3)
Exons: 20
Coding region: 174-2015 (613 amino acids)
Cellular component (GO): cell-cell junction; plasma membrane
Molecular function (GO): protein binding
Source: RefSeq, a predicted model, not a curated record
AGAGAGAGAGAGAGAGAGAGAGGGAGGCAGCAGCAGCCAGAUAGUGAAAGGAUCACUGAAGAGACCGUCUGGAGGAGAGAGAGAGGGAGAGAGAGAGAUAGAGAGAGAGAGAGAGAGAGAAACAACCAUACAUAUAAGGAGGGGAAUAAAGGUUACAUUCUCAGAGCUGAUCCAUGAAAGAAGCCAUGCCAGUCCUCUCAGCAGGUGCAGGGUUGCAUGAGACGCUGGCCCUGCUGACCUCUCAGCUGCGUCCCGAUGCCAAUCACAAAGAGGACAUGGUCUUCCUCAAAGAUGUCUUCAGCGAAAAGAGCCUGGCCUACCUUAUGAAGAUUCAUGAGAAGCUGCGUCAGUAUGAGAGACAGAGCCCCACGCCUGUGCUCCACAGCGCCUCCUCUCUGGCAGAGGAUGUUGCUGAGGAGUUGCAGAGUGGCCCCAUGAGUGUGGAGGAGAAAGAGCUGCUUCACUUGCUGACAUCACCUCACUUACGGGCGGUCCUGUCAGUUCAUGACACAGUGGCCCAGAAGAACUUUGACCCUGUGCUGCCUCCUCUUCCUGAUGACUUUGAGGACGAGCUGGAGGAGGAGUCAGUCAAGAUUGUACGCUUGGUCAAGAACAAAGAGCCUCUGGGGGCCACCAUUCGGCGUGAUGAAGCUACAGGAGCUGUCAUUGUAGCACGUGUUAUGAAAGGAGGGGCUGCUGACAGAAGCGGUCUUGUGCAUGUAGGUGAUGAACUGAGAGAAGUCAAUGGAAUUUCUGUAAUGCACAAGAGACCAGAUGAGAUAAGCCAACUCCUGUCUCAGUCUCAAGGCUCCAUCACUCUGAAGAUCAUCCCAGCCAUUAAAGAGGAGGACAAGCUGAAGGAGAGCAAGGUCUACAUGCGGGCUCUGUUCGACUACAACCCGCUGGACGAUAAGGCCACACCCUGUCAGGAGGCAGGACUUCCCUUUAAGCCUGGGGACAUCCUGCAGGUGGUGAGUCAGGAUGACGGUACCUGGUGGCAGGCGAAGAAAGUGGGAGACAGCAACCUGCGUGCAGGACUCAUACCUUCCAAACAGUUUCAGGAGAGGCGUUUAGCCUACAGACUCAAAAUGGGGACGUUGCAGAAUCCCAAAUCGCCCAAAAAGCCUGUCUAUGACCAGGGAUGUGAAAAAGACGACUGUGACUGUGAGGGCUAUUUCAAUGGACACUACAUAGUCUCUCCGAAGUGUAAAGCGGUGGCGCCCUCCUGUGGCCAGGUGUUUUCCUGGGACUUUUAUUCAGCUGGUUUGCGAAGGAGUUUCCGUCUGAGUCGUAAAGAUCGUCAGGGGUCAUCAGGAGAGGCCAAUGCAUCUGAGCCCGGUGAGCCAGAGUUCCUGACCUAUGAGGAAGUGACACGGUACCAACAAAGACCCAAUGAGAGACCUCGGCUGGUGGUGCUCAUCGGUUCUCUCGGAGCACGCAUCAAUGAGCUGAAGCAGAAAGUAAUAGCAGAAAACCCCCAUCGCUACGCCGUGGCCGUCCCCCACACCACACGGCCUAAGAAAAGCCACGAGAAGGAGGGUGUGGAGUACCACUUUGUCACCAAGCAGGCCUUUGAUGCUGACGCCCAGAACAACAAGUUCAUUGAGUACGGAGAGUACAAGGAGAACCAGUACGGCACCAGUAUAGAGGCAAUCCGCUCUGUUCAAGCCAAGAACAAGAUGUGUCUGGUGGACGUGCAGCCUGAGGCAUUGCACACCCUGCGGACUGGUGAGUUCAAGCCCUAUGUAGUCUUUGUGAAACCUCGGAUCCCUGAGAGUCGCAGGCGCCGUAGUGCUGCCACUUCACCAGCAGGGGGAGAGCAUGGCAGAAUUACUGAGGAGGAGCUGCAGGAAAUGCGCCAGUCAGCCCAACAGAUUGAGCAGCAGUACGGUCACCUGGUGGACCGGGUCCUGAUUAAGGAAGAUUCUGCCAGUGCCUGUGCUGAACUGCGGGGCAUUCUCGAGCGACUGGAAAGGGAGGCCUUCUGGGUGCCGAUCAGCUGGAUCAGGACCUAAAGACAUACUAUCCCCCAAAAGCUACAGAAGCCACCCCCCCAAUGCAGGGCUGUUUUGGCAGCACGGACACUGGACUUUUCUCCAUAUCCAUUGGACUGACCUCCAGCAUGGCCAGAACUGCGGUGUCCAACCACAGGCUUGGCUAACUGAGCUCUGUCUGUGAAAGGAAAUACCAGAAAACUAGGAAGUAACACAAGCUCAGUGUGGCUCAGCAGUACUGAUGGAAAGAAAUGAGAAGAGGAGAAGAGAAUUAAGCAGAUGCUUUGUCCCUUAUAGAUACUGAUAGACUUGGGACAUCAAAAAAUACAAGAAUCUGCUGUACAGAGAUAUGCAUACAGUGUUAUGCUGAGGUCAGAGACCACUCUUCAUUAAAUCUUCAAAAUCAGACAGAUGUUGGAUUGUGAGAAGCAGAAAAUGCAACCAACUGAGACUGAGCUUUAGAGGUGUGGAAAAACAUCCUUGCAGAUUUCUUAGGAAAACUGAAAGUAAAUCUUCCAAAAACACUGCAAGACACAGCAUCUUGUCAAGUGAAAUUAACUUAAUUCUAGUCUACAUAACUAAUAUGUCUAUGUUUGGGAUGAUUGGGCACCAAUUAUUAUAAGUUUAUUUCGCUGUUUUAAGUAAAUUAUCUCACUAUACUAAUACACUUAAUUUAGCUUGCAAACACAUUUCCUAAAACAAGCAAAAUUAUCUGCCAAUAUAGUGAGAUAAUUUUACCUAACCCUCGUGUGUUGUUGACGGUUUUUGUUACUCAGUAGUCUGGGGGACCCACUGCAUUAUUGUUUUAUUAAAUCAUUACAGGCAUAACAAUUUAUGUAAAAACGGCAGAUGUUUAAAUUAGCACAAGUGUCCAGCGUAGGGUUCUCCUUUAGCAGCUGUAGCCAGUCAGCAGCCUGACCAUGUUGUCCACCCAUGUAGGGGGUGAACAGAGUGAAGUCACUGAAAAUGUGUUAUUUUAUAUGUUCUUC